AUGGACCACACGCCCCACGCCCUCCUCGGUCACUACUACUCCCCUACGCCCCUCGCGAGAUCCACCAAUCUGGACACCACCUCCUACCUCGUCGCCUCCGGUGGCCUCUCCCCCGCCGCCGCUGUCGUGGCUUCCCGCUGGGUCCGCGUCUUCUCUACCGCCAGGGCCGACGCCGUCCUCGCCCUCCUGCGCCACCACGGCUUCUCCAGCGCGCACAUCGCCCAGUUGCUUCGCAACGCCCCGGUUGUCCUAGUCGCCAACCCUGACAAGAUCAUCCGACCCAAGCUCCGGUUCUUCGACUCCCUAGGCAUCGGCGCCUCCGUCCUUGCCCAGUCGAACGUCCUCACGCGCAGCCUCGACAAGUUCCUCGUACCCUGCUUCGAGUUCCUCCGCGGCAUCGUCGGCACGGACGCCAACCUCCGAACCGCCUUCUCCAAUAAGCCGUCCCUUCGUGGAUUGGUCCAGAAGAAGCUGCGCCCUGCCGUGGAAAAUUUGCGCCGCCACGGCCUCUUGGAUGAGGCCAUAUCGAAGCUAAUCGUCCUUAAUAUGGGCAUCCUCGGCAUGGCGCCCAACCGCAUCGCCGGCAUCUUUGAGGAACUUGAAGCGCUUGGCCUGCCCAUUACGGACCCCUGCUUCGUCGGGUGCUUCGCUCAGAUGAGUGGACUCAAGCGGGAGACAAUUCGGCGUCGGGUGGCGCUGUACCAGAGCUUUGGGCUUUCUCAGUGCCAGGUUGCCAGGGCAUUCAUGGCUCUGCCCCGGAUAUUGGGGCUUUCAGAUGGGAACAUCCAGAGGAAGCUCCACUUCUUCCGAGACGAGCUGAAGAUUGCUCUGCCUCAGGUGAUUGCAAUGCCUAAAAUCUUGACAUUUAGCGUGGAGAAUAAUAUCCUCCCGAAAUAUGCUGUGCUGAGCUUGCUAAUGAGGGAAGGGAAGAUCCAGAGAGGCAUAAAUCCGUUUGGUCGUUUGGGCCUAUCUGCCAAGGAUUUCUCUGAGAGGUGUGUGAAGAAGUAUGAGAAGGAUGUGCCAGAUGUUGUUAGGGCAUAUGAGGGGAAGUUAAAAUUCGAAGGGUUCAUGGAUCAGGAUAUUGAACCUGCUUGCAGAAGCCAGGCACUAAUUUUCUAG
This is a messenger RNA of Panicum virgatum (switchgrass), 1119 nucleotides long. RefSeq lists its product as uncharacterized. Gene Ontology annotation, biological process: regulation of DNA-templated transcription; chloroplast organization. NCBI's taxonomy places the organism in Eukaryota, Viridiplantae, Streptophyta, Magnoliopsida, Poales, Poaceae. Gene Ontology annotation, molecular function: double-stranded DNA binding. Gene Ontology annotation, cellular component: chloroplast. The transcript is spliced from 2 exons. The record is from RefSeq and is a predicted model, not a curated record. The coding region runs from base 1 to 1119 and encodes 372 amino acids.